UGCCUGUGUACAUUUUUUAAAAUCUACUAUGAAAACCUGAAACUUACAGCGUGGUUACGUUUCUAAGCUUAUAGCUCUUCAAGGUUAGUGCUUCUUCAUCUGUGGCAUCGAGCGGUCGAGCUACCCUACUUGAUCCACAAUGAAGUCAGCUUACUGGAUGUCCAUGUUGUUGCUGAUUUGUCACCAUGCAGCCGCUUCACACAUACUUAUGAUAACACUUGGGGGAACUCGCAGCCAUAAGGUGCCGUUCAUAGCUCUAGGUCAAGGUCUUGUGUCUCGGGGUCACAACGUCACCCUCCUAAGUGCCUUCCCUUCAGGCACCAACAACCCUCCCCCAGGACCUCAUGUAGUGGAGAUCACCCCUCCUACUCUAGUAGAGGCUGUAGAAGGAUUCAGUCACAUGGACCCCCUCGGGAAAAAGCUGAAAGGCCAGAGCGCAUACUCUGUAUUGGACGUAUUCAACUUUGCUUACAAGAUUUGUGAUGCUUUCUUCACAUCAACAGAAACUCAACAGCUUCUCUCUACGAAGGUGGAUCUCCUGAUUCUAGAUGGUGCGUUCCCAGAAUGCUUGAUCGGACUGUCAGUCCAUUUCCACUGUCCUUUUGUCUUCCUCAAUACUGUUGCAUUCCACACCAUACAGUUCUCCCUGAGCGGAAACCCUGUUCUUCCUUCUGUUACUCCCUUCCUGGACUCUCCCUACUCCGACAGGAUGGACCUUUGGGAGAGGACCAUUAACGGAGUCUACCAUAUAGCUGGACAGGCUAUAUCAGUAAUUCUCAACAAGGUAUUUGUGGAACCAGUGGUCAGAAGACAUCUUGGAACAAACAUUCCACCAAACAGUUUGGUAGGGAGGAAUGUCAGCUUGAUCUUACAAAAUGGACAUCACACCAUAACCUACCCUCGCCCCUUCUUGCCUGGGGUGGUAGAAACAGCUUGUAUACACUGUACUGCACCUCAACCUCUAUCACAGGAGCUGGAAGAGUUUGUGAGAGGAGGAGCUAGUAAAGGUUUCAUCUACGUCAGUUUCGGCACGUCGCUGAGAUCGGCGCAAGUUCCGCCACAACUACGUCAGCUGAUAGUAAAUGUACUCGGCACACUGCAGCAUCAGGUGUUGUGGAAAUACGAGAACAACAACGAGACACUUGAGCUGCCUCCCAACGUGAGGAUCAGCAACUGGUUCCCUCAGCAGGACCUGUUAGGUCACCCGAUGAUCGUUGGGUUCGUCAACCACGGAGGUCUGCACGGACUGAUGGAGGCAGUUUACCAUGAGGUGCCCAUGGUGUUGCUGCCCAUCUUCUGUGAUCACUCGGCCAACAGUCGUAAGGCCAAGGAUGACGGAUACGCUGAGAUCCUGGAGUGGCAAAACCUUACGGAGGAGGUUCUCAGAUCUACUAUCAUCAAGGUUGUGACGGAUAAGAGAUACAAAGAGAGAGUCAGACACAGGUCAGUGCUACUCAAAGAUCAGCCUGAGUCACCUCUGCUGAGAGCUCUCUACUGGGUAGAGUACGUACUCAGACACAAGGGAGCUCCGCAUCUACAGAGUCCAGCCAAGGAUCUGUCAGUUACCCAGUACUACAUGCUGGACUCUCUAGCAGUCCUGGGUGUCCUGAUAUAUUGUGGUGUUAAACUGACUCAAGCCACAGCCACUAUCUUUACCAGGAAACCUGCCAAGUUUAAAUUAAAUUAGAAUUCUUAA
Messenger RNA from Macrosteles quadrilineatus (aster leafhopper), 1696 nucleotides. Its product is annotated as UDP-glucosyltransferase 2-like. Bases 140 to 1687 code for a protein of 515 amino acids. Lineage: Eukaryota; Metazoa; Arthropoda; Insecta; Hemiptera; Cicadellidae. Gene Ontology annotation, molecular function: UDP-glycosyltransferase activity. The record is from RefSeq and is a predicted model, not a curated record. The transcript is spliced from 8 exons.